Dovyalis caffra is the source of this 894-nucleotide messenger RNA. The record is from the annotation of a GenBank genome assembly. NCBI's taxonomy places the organism in Eukaryota, Viridiplantae, Streptophyta, Magnoliopsida, Malpighiales, Salicaceae.
AUGUUUAAGUCGGCCGCCGUAUCCGACGUUGCUUGGAAGAGGUUCCUUCCUAGCGAUCUUGAAUCCAUCCUCUCCACUUGCCCGAAUUGUUCUCUCCUGCUGGCAUCUGCUUCUUCCAAAAAGGAACUAUAUUUCAGCCUCUGUGAAAAUCCAGUCCUUGUCGAUGACGGGAGAAAGAGCUUUUCACUGGAGGAAAAGACUGGGAAGAAAUGUUACAUGCUUUCUGCGAGGACCCUCUCGAUUACGUGGGCUGAUACUCCUCAAUAUUGGGCAUGGAAUUCUAAUCCCACGUCCAGAUUUCCAGAAGUGGCUGAGCUUCUUUGGGUGUGUUGGCUUGAAAUCCGUGGCAAAAUCAAUACUAGUAUGCUAUCUCCAGCAACAUUGUACACAACAUACCUUGUCUUCAAGCUUCCCAUAGAUUAUCAUCAUGGACUGGAUGACCAGCCAGUUCUGGUUUCAAUGAAAAUGGAUGGAGAAGAAAGUUGUGCACGGACUGUUAGCUGGAAUGUAGAAGGAAGGCUAGGGCGGCAAUCCCGUAAUGCAAGAAGGAGGCGCAGACCUACCAGAAGAAGUUAUGGACAUUAUCCGAAGGAAAGAGGAGAUGGGUGGUUGGAGAUUGAAUUGGGCGACGUCUUUACCAAGGAAGGGAAAGAUGGAGAGCUGGAAAUUAGAGUUUUUGAUGGCUCUGGUCAUUGGAAAAAUGGGUUGAUUGUCGAAGGGAUUGAGAUUAGACCAAAACAGGGUAACCAGAUGAGCAACUGUUUUCAUAUUCUAGUGAAAGAGGAGCUACCCCAAGCAGUUAAAGAUGCACAGGAUGGACUUCUUCUGAAGUUGCGUGUUUAUCACAAGUGGCCGAUUCAGUGGUACAAGUUUCCAACCAUGACGUUGAUGUAA